CAUGUUGCGGCUAUAGGAACGAAUGAUGUUGAUCAAUUUAAUGCUAACUCUGAUAUAAUGAACAAUGAAGCUCACACAGGAGGUGUGCAAGUAAGCGAUCCAACUAAUGCUGCUACGUCAAAGUCGUUAUCAAAUCCUGCAUCAUUGGAGAAGAAGUCGGAAUUACCUUCAUCUUCUGUGGCUGACAACGACAUUGAAGUUAUAGAGAUUGACGAAGUAGCAAAACGUGUUUUGGGUGAUGAUCCAACUCUACCUACGAAGCAGAAAAGUCCGGUACAUGCUCAUCUUGUUGUUAGAUGGAAGGAUUGUCUAUACAAUGGUCUCAAUAGCGAAGCAACUGAUAAGCUCAUUAAAGCUUAUGAACCCAUUGAGCAGUUUAAUGCGCAAAAAAUGAAUCCAGAGCUUAUUCAUAUGCUGUCUGAUAAAGUAAAAAAGCGAGAUGCAUAUUUUGUGAAAACUCAAAAGCUUGCUGGUUCUGCCUUGACUGCGAUUGGCUUUGCAGCAUCAUCAUUGCUGGGCAAAGACAAUGUUUUGAAUCGUGAGUUUUUAAUUGAAAAACUAUUUGAUGCAGGGAAGAUUAUUUCUCUUUUGCAUCAUGGUCAAUUGAUCGGGCGUAAAUCUUGCAUUUUUCCUCUACUUAAAAAGAAUAUUAGACCAAUCGUUAAUGAUUUGAAGACUGAUGAAUUUGUUUUUGGACAUGAUAUGAUGGCGAAUGUUAAAAAAUUAAGUAGUGACGGAAAGCAAACUCUGAUUCUUGAGGAGAUCUCAUACAAAAAAGAAAAUAACAGGUAUUUAAACUCCAAUCGGCCCCUGACAAAACCGAAUUUCGUAAGUCAGGUGGGCCAAAAAUUUUACAAAAGUGCUCCUUUCAAGAAGAAUGUUUACAAUUCAAAGAAUUCGAAGCCGAAUUUUCAAAAUACGUACAAUCAGAAUCGCAGUCAGGGUCAAAAUCGCAAGCGUUGAGUAAAUAUACUGCAGG
Molecule: messenger RNA, 979 nt
Organism: Trichogramma pretiosum
Lineage: Eukaryota; Metazoa; Arthropoda; Insecta; Hymenoptera; Trichogrammatidae
Exons: 2
Coding region: 58-963 (301 amino acids)
Source: RefSeq, a predicted model, not a curated record